Messenger RNA from Aspergillus wentii DTO 134E9, 6516 nucleotides. RefSeq names its product putative autophagy regulatory protein Atg2 (gene atg2). Gene Ontology annotation, molecular function: phosphatidylinositol-3-phosphate binding. Gene Ontology annotation, biological process: autophagy of mitochondrion; reticulophagy; piecemeal microautophagy of the nucleus. The record is from RefSeq and is a predicted model, not a curated record. The transcript has 4 exons. Gene Ontology annotation, cellular component: phagophore assembly site; extrinsic component of membrane. The coding region runs from base 1 to 6516 and encodes 2171 amino acids. NCBI's taxonomy places the organism in Eukaryota, Fungi, Ascomycota, Eurotiomycetes, Eurotiales, Aspergillaceae.
AUGGCUUACUUCUUGCCUUCGUUCUUUCAGAAGCGGCUGCUCCGAUAUGCCUUGUCCCGCCUGGAGCUCGUCGACACUGAGGCUCUGGACCUCGACAGUUUGGGAAUCCGUUGGGGACAGCGGAGUACCGUUGAACUAAGGGAUAUUGGUUUGAGAAUAGAGAAACUAGCCACACUUCUCCAUCUUCCUCCGUCAAGCCAGUUGCUCAGUGCCAGGGUUCGGUUCUUGAAAAUCACCGUUCCGGCCGAUAUCUACAGUAGCGGCAUUAUUUGCGAGGCCAGCGGCAUCGACGUACACUUGAGACUUCCUUCGGAGGACACAAACCAGGAUGGAAAGCCAGCAGGCCUGGGAAUUCACCCGUCAGGGGCUCAUGGUUCCAGUGGUGAUCAAAUCCUCCCUACGCCGAACGAUCUGGCCCAGUCGUUCCUCCAAGCCGAGCCGAAAGAAGAAAAGGACGAACUGCAGGCUGCUAUAUCAUCACGGUCGCAAGUCCUACACCGCAGCGGUACAUCAUCCAGUGAUGAUGAAGAGGAAUACGGACUUGGAGACGAAAGCAUGUCGUUACCCAGUUUCGUCGCUGGGUUUUUGAAGGGCAUUGCGGAGCGCCUCCAAGUAAAGGUCAACAACAUCUCCAUACGGGUAGAUAUGGAAGUGAAGCAAGAUGGAACAUCAAAGCGACAACCAGAGGACAAGCCAGAUCUAAUCUCAGGGUUGUUGACUGUUCGGGAAGUGAGUGUGGACGCUGUGUCCAACUCUACUCGUCCUGGUGAAGUUCCACCCCAUAGAGAAGGGAAGCGACUGAUUUCGCUCUCUGAUAUCAAUCUGGCUUUGGUUUCUGACCCAGUAGUGUUUUCGAACUAUUCUCGUUUCGUUACCCCUCAAUCUCCGUCGACUACCAUGCAGUCAAAGGGGAGUCAACCUCCCAGCAGAGCGUCAUCACCCCCACCUUUGGAUUCUCCCCAGUCGAACUCCGUCCUAGCUAUGACGCGGUCAACUAUUUUCGGACCACCUCGAGACACUGCGGGCUCGCAAGAUCCUGAAGAUGCCGAAUAUCCCAAAGAGUCUGAAUAUCCGGAAUACCCUGAACGUCCUGAAGACCCCGAAGAGCUUGAAGAAUCACGGCAUGAGCUACAACAUCAUGAAGUUCCAGAGAUGGAAGCGUCCAACUAUACCGGUCGGUUCUCAGACGCAGACACGGAUGCGGAGAAUAGAAGUGAAGGGUAUCUUGAAGAUUCGCGAGCCUUUUUCGAUGAUGAUAAAAUAUUAGACAAUCCAGAAUAUCUCGAUUCUGUCAUUGAGUCACAUAUCGAUGAUGUUGAGCAUUCUGGAAUGCUUCCGCCCCAAGAAUACCCUCAUACGAGUCAUCACAACUCUCCACAUCAGAGUCCAAACUUUCAUGCGGCUAGAAAUGCAACCAAUGAUCGUGAUACCGGAGACUCGGGAAUUCUCCGGAGUGGUGACGGGAGUGGUCAAGAAUCAGACACUCGGACUUCCCAGCAUAGUAGCCAGGCCACACUUGAAGCAGACCACCACACACUUUUCACUCGGACAGAGUCACCUAAGCCAUUUCCCGAAGCAGCUGACUCCCCUCUUGCUAAGAGUGCAGAAAUCCGGCCUCUGUCUCGUACCUCCAGUCCUCCAUCCGAAGCCGGUAGUACAAGCUCGCACUCCGAAUCUUCUAACGAAGACCUCUCCGAAUCCAAAAUGUUCUCCAACGAGGAGGCGCAAAGCAUGUAUAUGAGUGCUAUCAGCCAGGGCUCGUCUAGAGGUUUCAUGCCUAACAUCCCAGGGGCCUGGGAUUCACCAGAGUCUACGCAUGUUUUUAGAAAUGACAGCUUCCAAGAUAAUUAUGCAAGUGCGACAUACCAUAGCCAAGCUGGACACACGGACGAUGACAAUGAUGAGACGACAAUAUCUACACCAAAACUUACAGCUCAAACAGGGCCUCAUAUUACACAGGAACACAAUCUCGACGAAUCACCGUCGACUGGUAGGGACCGCAGUCAAACUCCACCGCCGCUGAAUAAAAUCAUAGAGGUUUCAAAGAAGUUUUUCAGCGUUGACAAAAUUCAGAUAUGGCUUCCUCCCAUCGAUAGCGGUGGGUCCAGGGAUACAGCUCAAUCAGCAAGCAGUGGCAUGAAAGAGUCAACAGCGAAUUUACAAGAGUCAAUGAUUGGGGAAGAUCUCCUUGCUUCCAAAACCUCUGCUUCUACGCGGUUUCGCGGUGAUUCAAUUGAUUCGUCGGUUUACCCUGAAAACCUUGGGCAGAGGCACCCACGCCACCCAGAGAAGGACAAUCAUCACGACUUCAAGAACGAGCAUCGUGACAUCGGUAUCGAGAUCCACUCGGCGGAACUCCAUCUUGAUAUUGCUACUGGCUGGCUUCUCACUAAGAUAGGUCAGAGACUGCUUGAUGCUUUCGGCGAUAGUGGCGAAGAGCCUCUCAAGAAAAGCCAUCCGUUGAAAGAAACACAGGGCCGACAGGCCUUCAGUCUUGCUCUGGACAAGUUUUCUAUAAAAUUUGUCGAGCAUAUCCCAGGACACGCUUAUCCUGCCGAAAACUCUCAAAUCCACCCAUCGCCCUCCUUCCGUUCGUUCCUCGAAGAUGUUCUCCUGCAUAUCACACUGUCUGGCUUGAAUAGCAAUUUCGCGGCAGAGAAUGGCAUUACAAAACUCCGCCUCGAUGUUUCCAAAUUUGUGCUAGGCUUUGCCUCGGAAGACCUGCUCUCAUUUGAUGAGGGCUUGAAGAUGCGAGAAUCAACUCGAGAUAUCUUGUCGCCUACACAUGGGGAUAUUUCUGUUUCCUUGACCAAGUCAACGGACUCUGCCAGGGUCAACUUUACAACACUCCCUCUCCAAAUCAAUUUUAAUAUCCAACGCCUCGAGGAAGUUGUUGGUUGGAUCGGUGGUUUGAGCACUAUCCUGGAACUUGGAAGCUCUAUUUCAUCCGUUUCAACCGCGAAAGGGGCAAAGAAAGAUCCACCCAAACGACCCCGUGGCGUGCAUUUCGAGGCUGCACCUCCGCCCGCGGCCGCAACCCAAAAUGACUCAGUGAUGUGGAAAGUCAACGCUCGGCUUGGUGGCAUUGUGUUGGAUGUUCUUGGGGAAACCCAUUGUCUGAAAUUGAGAACAACAGCUGUCAAAGUCGUCAGCAGAUUCGAAGGUGUUGGUGUCCAGAUUGACAAAGCGAAAUUAAGCGGUCCUUUCCCCCUCGACGAUGACCAAGACACGCCUGCCAAGAUUACUUUGAGCAAUAUCAGAGUUGAGUUUCUUUUUACGCCCAAGGAGGUUGAUCUAGACCGUUUAUUAUCACUCAUCACGCCAUCCAAGGACAAAUAUGAUGAAGAUGAUGACAUCAUGCUGGACACACUUUUCCGACAGCGGAGACAAGGCUCGGUCCUUCGCGUCACUGUCGCGGGAAUGAAGACUGUCGUAUCACAUAUCGGUGGUUUGGAGCCUCUUUCGCAGCUCGGGAAUGAACUGGGCAGGUUAUCAAAUGUCACCAAGUACUUACCUGAAGAUGACCGUCCAGGGAUUUUGACCUUGACCUUGAUCAGAGAAUUUGACUGUCACGUUCAUGUUGGAGGGAAGAUCGGGGACAUCUCAACACACAUUACAAACGCUGAAGCGGCUUAUAUCCCCAUUCCUUCUCUUAUUGCUGCUCAAAUUGGAACAGUGUCGGCUACCAGAAACGACGAUGAGGAGCUUCUUGGUGAAGUUUUACCUGCGAGCAGGAUGCAAAGCCCAGGUCAAGUACACCUUCCAAUGUUGAUGACUCGCUUCAUUGCCGAUGAGAUGGAUCCUACUAUUAAAAUCAAGCUUUAUAAUCUUCGCGUGGAGUACUCAAUCCCUUCGGUAAUUGCAUUCCUUGGAUUGAGCGAGGACAUGUCACGCGGAGAUAUGGCAUCAAACAUGGCCAAGUCCCUGGCCAAUCUCGCCGAUCUGCAGGAUUCCGAACAUGAAGAACCUCAGAUGUCUGAGCGGUCAUCCGAGCACCCUGAGAGCCCUAAAGCGCCUGUGAAGCCUACAAAACUGGCAUUGAUCAUGCGAGACUGCGUCAUCGGACUUAAUCCCCGCAAUACACCGGCAAAGGGUCUGGUGGUUCUCACCAGUGCCAAAUUCUCCGGUGCUAUCCAUAGCCAUGAGUCCUCCGAGGCGACAUUAGACCUUAGGAAAGCAUCGAUUAUGAUCAUUGAUGACGUGCAAAAUGUGGGACUUGCGGAUAAUGUACACCCGCUUAAAUCUUCCGUGGCCCAGAGCAACCAAGUGCAGACCCUUAUCGACUUGGGAUAUGUUCCUGUCUCGUCGAUAUCAUCAGCGACAGCGAUAGUCAAACUAAUGCAGCUGAAUGAUGAUGGAACAAAAUCGGUUGAUGUGGAACUGAGAGAUGAUCUGCUGAUUCUCGAGACGUGCGCGGACUCAACGCAAACUCUCAUCAAUAUUCUGAAUGGGCUUCAGCCUCCCACUCCUCCAAGCCCAACACUCAAGUAUCGAACUGAAGUCAUGCCACUACAAGACAUGCUAGCAUCAUUCUCUGGCGAUGCAUUUUCUGCCGAUCAGACGCCUCAUCCAGAAAGCUCCCCCGAAUCACCAUCUGCAUCCGGACAAACUUAUUCUGGAGAAGGGCCUAUAGAUGACGAGCUAGAAUAUGUAAGCGAUUUUUAUACGCCGAGACAGGUUUCUGGUCACGAGGCCCCAACCGGGAAUAUGGACAGUCCGUCUUCAGAUUCGAACGACCUUCUUGACAGUUUCCAUUCACAAUAUCACGUUUCCUCCAGUUUCUCCGAGUUUGACUUCCGUGAUGAUCAUUUUGCGAAACAGUCAGCAGUCGGUGGCACGGCACACAGGUGGGAUUCUACUCAAAACACAUAUGGACUCUCAAACGACCAUAAGUUGCAGAGAAGCCCUUUGCGGAUAAGGGUUCGAGAUGCCCAUGUAAUAUGGAACUUGUUUGAUGGCUACGACUGGCAACGAACCAGGGACACAAUUUCUAAGGCCGUCAAGGAGGUUGAGAAGAAGGCUACAGAACGGCGUGCCAGGACUGGCAGUCGAGCAUCUCCAGGUGUUGAAGAUGAGGAGGAAUCCGUCAUUGGAGACUGCCUCUUCAACUCGAUCUACAUUGGCAUUCCCGCUCAUAAGGAUCCACGAGAACUCCGCAACGAUAUAAAUCGCAACAUUGAUGAUCUUGUCAGCGAAACGGGAAGCUAUGCAACCACAACCACGGUGACCGGGGCCACGCCACGCCAGGGUCAAUCGCCAUCUUAUAGAGGAAAGAGGCUGCGCCUGUCCCGUAGCAAGUAUCAUAAAAUGACCUUUGAACUGAAAGGCAUUUGUGCGGACUUUGUUGUUUUCCCACCUGACUCGGGGGAAACGCAAAGCUCACUGGAUGUACGAGUGAACGACUUGGAAAUAUUCGACCACGUGCCGACUUCAACGUGGAAGAAGUUUGCUACGUAUAUGCAUGAAAUGGGCGAAAAGGAAAGCGGAACUAGCAUGGUCCAUUUGGAAGUGCUCACCGUGAGGCCUGUGCCUGACCUAGCUGCGUCUGAGAUUGUUCUGAAGGCAACUCUUCUUCCUCUCAGAUUGCAUGUCGACCAAGAUGCCCUUGACUUUAUAUGCCGUUUCUUUGAGUUCCGAGAUGAAUCUGCUCCUGCCGCUGCCCCAAGCGCUCCAGGCGAGGCACCAUUCCUGCAGAGAGUGGAAAUCAACGCCGUGCCGGUCAAGCUUGACUUCAAGCCCAAACGAGUAGACUACGCAGGCCUUCAGUCCGGUCGCACGACGGAGUUUAUGAACUUUUUUGUGCUAGACGGGGCGGACAUGGUCAUGCGACAUGUCAUAAUUUAUGGAGUUUCUGGAUUCGAUAAGCUUGGCAACACACUCAACGAUAUCUGGAUGCCUGACAUCAAGAGGAACCAGCUGCCUGGGGUCCUGGCAGGCCUAGCCCCCAUACGGUCUUUGGUAAACGUUGGUGGGGGAGUGAAAGACCUCGUGGUUGUCCCGAUGCGAGAAUACCAAAAGGAUGGCCGAAUUGUCCGAAGUAUUCAAAAGGGCGCGCUCGCAUUUGCCAAAACAACCUCGAACGAGCUUGUCAAACUGGGUGCCAAACUCGCUAUUGGCACUCAGACGGUGCUGCAAGGCGCCGAGGACCUGCUUACGACGCCGAGUGCACAGCUGGUGGGUCCCGAGGAAGACUCGAUAGAUGAAGAGGAGGCGAAAAAGAUAUCCUUGUACGCCGACCAGCCAGUGGGUGUGGUGCAAGGGCUUCGGGGUGCAUUCACUGGACUGGAGCGCGACUUGCUCCUGGCUCGGGAUGCCAUCGUGGCAGUCCCUGGAGAGGUAGUCGAGAGUGGGAGUGCAAAGGCUGCGGCCAGGGCUGUGUGGAAACGCGCGCCGACAGUUGUACUUCGCCCCGCGAUUGGAGUAUCCAAGGCCGUGGGCAAGACGCUGUUGGGAGCGGGCAAUACAUUGGAUCCGAGCAAUCGACGAAAGAUGGAAGAUAAAUAUAAACGUCAUUAG